CACCAGAAAAUGAUCCAUUCUACACCGUAGAUCUCACUUCCAAUCAACGGGUGAUGCUCAUUUUCCCACUUUCACGCGGAUUGAUAUUCCUAUCCGUCGAUUAACAAGUAAAUUCCCAAAUUUUAAACGGCUACGAUUCAUCCCCCGCCACAUUUUACCGCCCACGAAAUCCACGCCCCUCCAAAUCCCCCUUGUAUAAAUACCCUCUCCCAACCCCUCGUUUCUCAUUGACUUCAAAUUCCAAACCCUAGAUUCUUCUUUUUCUUCUUCUUCAAAUUCCCGUGUUUGAAAAAUGUCUGGUCGUGGAAAGGGAGGCAAGGGAUUGGGAAAGGGAGGAGCAAAGAGGCACAGAAAGGUUCUGAGAGACAACAUCCAGGGAAUUACCAAGCCAGCUAUUCGUAGGCUUGCUCGUAGAGGUGGUGUGAAGCGUAUCUCUGGUCUGAUCUAUGAGGAGACUCGUGGAGUUCUCAAGAUCUUUUUGGAGAAUGUGAUUCGUGAUUCAGUUACCUACACUGAGCAUGCCAGGAGGAAGACUGUUACUGCGAUGGAUGUUGUUUAUGCUCUUAAGAGGCAGGGAAGGACUCUGUACGGAUUUGGUGGUUAGAUUUGGGGUUUUUAGCUCUGGGGAAAUGGGUGGUAGGUAGUAACUGUAGCAUUUAGUUUAUGAUGCUUUUGUGGUUGCGUUGGUUGGUUCUGUUUAGUGUUCUUAUGGUCUAGACGCAUGUAAUAUCUGGUUACAUUAUCUAUGAACAAAGUUAUGUUUCUAGUAA
Messenger RNA from Capsicum annuum, 770 nucleotides. Its product is annotated as histone H4. Gene Ontology annotation, cellular component: nucleosome. Bases 293 to 604 code for a protein of 103 amino acids. Gene Ontology annotation, molecular function: structural constituent of chromatin; DNA binding; protein heterodimerization activity. The record is from RefSeq and is a predicted model, not a curated record. Lineage: Eukaryota; Viridiplantae; Streptophyta; Magnoliopsida; Solanales; Solanaceae. Gene Ontology annotation, biological process: nucleosome assembly. The transcript has a single exon.